UUUGCUUAUUCUUUUAUUGAAGAUGGCUUGCAUUAUUAGCCUUACCAAACUAAUAAACAUAUUUCCCAUUUUCAUCUUUGUCUCAUGUUUUCCUCCAUUGAUGCUUUCUCAAUCAUUCAGAUCACUUCAAUUGCCGCCGAAAGUCACCGGUCCAGAAUCCAUCGCCUUCGAGUUCGGAACCAGUCGAUUCUAUGUUGGUGUGGCUGAUGGUAGAAUUCUACAAUACAACGGACCAAGGGUUGGAUUUCGAGACUUUGGAUUCACCGGUCCAAAUAGGUCUAAACGGAUGUGUGAUGGCACUACUGAUCCAAAUUUGGGGCCAAUAUGUGGAAGGCCAUUGGGUUUAGCAUUUCAUUACUCCCUAAAUAAGUUAUAUAUUUGCGAUGCCUAUUUUGGGCUCAUGGUGCUAGGUUCUUCCGGAAAGCAAGCGACCCAAGUUUCUGCGGCUGCAGACGGAGAGCCUUACCGUUUAUGUGAUGCUUUAGACGUCCACCAACCAUCUGGAAAUGUUAUUUUCGUAGAUUCCAGCGCCAACUAUGAUUUAAGAAAUAUCUCGAAAGCAGUGAACGCUAAUGAUUCAACAGGGAGAUUGUUGAUGUACAACCCUGACACGGACCGAGUGACAGUGUUAAUGAAGAACCUUUCAGGGCCAGCAGGGGUAGCAGUUAGCCAAGAUGGAACCUAUGUCCUAGUUUCCAACUUCAUUAACAAUAGUACUAUACGGUAUUGGCUUCGAGGUCCUGGAGCCAACACUUAUGACGUCAUAAAUUUGCAGGAAAGGCCAGAUAACAUCAAGAGAACAGCGUUUGGAGACUUUUGGAGGGCGGCGGCGCUGGUGAAACAACCGACGCGAUCACUGGUGCCGAUCGGGCAGAGGAUCAAUGGGUUUGGCAGGGUUCUUCGAACUGUGAAUUUCGAAGCAUGGUAUGGCAAUCAAUUAAUUAGCGAAGUUCAGGAAUUCGGUGGUGAACUAUAUUUGGGAUCACUAUCUGCGCCUUUUGUUGGCGUUUUUAGGUUUUGAUGUCUGUAGUUUCCGAUUACUAUCUAGGGUAAAUUAUAAGAAUAAUCGUACAAUAAUUUUGUUUUA
This is a messenger RNA of Gossypium raimondii (Peruvian cotton), 1087 nucleotides long. RefSeq names its product protein STRICTOSIDINE SYNTHASE-LIKE 12. The record is from RefSeq and is a predicted model, not a curated record. The coding region runs from base 23 to 1021 and encodes 332 amino acids. The transcript has 3 exons. NCBI's taxonomy places the organism in Eukaryota, Viridiplantae, Streptophyta, Magnoliopsida, Malvales, Malvaceae. Gene Ontology annotation, biological process: biosynthetic process. Gene Ontology annotation, molecular function: strictosidine synthase activity.